GACAGUUGCCGCCAUCACGGGUAUGAGUUGUGUGCAACCUAUCAAGCUAGCCGAGGUCACCAAGGUGCUGGGCAGGACCGGUUCCCAGGGACAGUGCACGCAGGUGCGCAUGGAAUUCAUGGAUGCUACCAGCCACUCCAUCACGUGCAGCGUGAAAGGACCCGUGCGCGAGGGUGACGUGCUCACUCUAUUGGAGUCAGAGCAAGAGGCUUGGAGGCUGCGCUGAAUUUGUGUCUGGGUCCUGGCUGUCUGGGUGGACCACCUGGCCAUGGGGAAGAUGUUCCACUGUUAAUAAAGUGUUUAGG
Molecule: messenger RNA, 305 nt
Organism: Myotis brandtii (Brandt's bat)
Lineage: Eukaryota; Metazoa; Chordata; Mammalia; Chiroptera; Vespertilionidae
Product: 40S ribosomal protein S28
Exons: 1
Coding region: 23-226 (67 amino acids)
Biological process (GO): translation; ribosomal small subunit assembly; maturation of SSU-rRNA
Cellular component (GO): cytosolic small ribosomal subunit; ribosome
Molecular function (GO): structural constituent of ribosome
Source: RefSeq, a predicted model, not a curated record